Molecule: messenger RNA, 591 nt
Organism: Acanthamoeba castellanii str. Neff
Lineage: Eukaryota; Discosea; Longamoebia; Acanthamoebidae
Product: zinc finger, C3HC4 type (RING finger) domain containing protein
Exons: 7
Coding region: 1-591 (196 amino acids)
Source: RefSeq, a predicted model, not a curated record
AUGGCCCUCGAACUGGCACGAGCGGCCACGGAUGACACAGACGAUGUUAUCAUCAGAAUGCUGGGCUUUGGCAUGUACAAAGACAACACAUUCAACUGUCCGUAUCCUGGCUGUGCCAGCAAACUCGAGGCCCAGGAACUGCCUGCCCACGCCGCCACCAAGCACUCGGCCUGCAUACAGACCCUCAGUUGUCCCAUCUGCGAGCACGAAACCCGCACCACCUACACACCCAACGAAAACACGAACCUUCUCCAGCACCUGGGCAACGCGCAUGGCGACCUAGCUGAAAUUCAUCAGGCGUUGAUGAUGUCGCGAAGCAUGUACGUGGAGCAGUGCACCAAGCCCGUGGAGCUCCCCAAGGAGGUCGGGAAGGGCUCACAAGUGCAAACGCUGCGGGACAAGGUGCCGGACCAGGAGUGCCAGAUUUGCCUCCUCGACUUCAACAAGGGCGAUCGAGUCACCUGGAUGGAUUGCUUCUGCGUGUUUCACGAGGAGUGCAUCGAGACGUGGUUCAAAAAGGUCAGCCAUCGCGAGUGCCCGUCAUUCCUCGUUCUUUUAUGCGACGUGUUGGGCAAAGAUAGGAUGAAAUGA